Messenger RNA from Salvia hispanica, 663 nucleotides. The record is from RefSeq and is a predicted model, not a curated record. Lineage: Eukaryota; Viridiplantae; Streptophyta; Magnoliopsida; Lamiales; Lamiaceae.
AUGUAUGUCCGAAACAACAUCGCCAAUGGAAAUCUUAAGGCAAAGCAUUGGAAGCAUGUCAAGCUUGGUGUGUGUAGACCAAGUCUGGCUGAAGGAAGGAUGCCCAUACCGCGUGCUAUGGCAGUGAAAUGGAACCCUCCGGAACAUCCGUGGCUUAAACUUAAUACGGACGGUGCUUUUUCAGAAUCCACGGGGAGAGCCGGGGGUAGAGGUAUUAUCCGAGAUCACUCGGGGAGAUUGAUCGCAGCCUUCACUGCUCCGCUUGACGCACAUUCAACCUUGGAAGCCGAACUAUUGGCCAUGCAUCACGGUUUGUUGUUGGCCAGGGAGUUUGCCCAACCUAUUUGGGUCGAAUCGGAUGCUGCCCAAGCAAUUAGCCUUGCCAAAGGUUCAGGAUGGGGGCCAGCCCACUCCCGUCGAGCCAUGGCCCACCUGGCCUUGCAUAGAAGAUAUGGAGACUUCCGCAUUUCCUUCACCCUCCGAGAGGGGAAUAAAGCCGCCGAUCUUCUGGCCAAAAUGGGCUUGGAAAUUGAGGAACAGACAAGAUUUAACAACCAAACAACCCCAAGAUUGCUCAAAGCCAUUUUGAGAAUGCAAGAGAUGGGAAUACCAAACAUUCGUGUGUGCGAUGAGGAUCUCGUCGUGGAUUCGAUUCCCCGUUGA